AUAGGGUACAUGUUAGGUACCAGUGGCGACAACCCGCUUCGAUUCGAAACCCUAAGCUCCGCGUCCGCCUAAUGGACGAAGCCGGUGUAGAAGAGCGAAACGCGACUGCCGCCGCCCCGGACGCCGGCCCGGCCCUCUCCAAGAGUGCGCGUAAGAAGCUGGCUAAGCAGCAGCGGCUGGAGGCGCGGAAGGCGGAGCGGAAGGCAGCGGAGAAGGAGCGGCGGCGGCGGGAUGUGGAGCGACGCCGCCGAGAGUGGGAGGAGACGCUGGCGGCGGCCACCGAGGAGGAGCGGGCCCAGAUGAUCGGUUCACGAAGGGAGGCGCGGAGGGAGCGGGUGGAGCGGCGGGCGGAGGAGCGCGAGAUGCGGGCCCUGCGGCUUCGGCGGGCCGCCGAGGUGGGUCCCAAGGUGGUCCUCGACCUCGAGUUCUCCGACCUCAUGACGCCCAACGAGAUCCACAGCCUCGUCCAGCAGAUUAUGUAUUGUUAUGCAGUAAAUGGGAGAUGUGCAUCUCCAGCUCAUCUCUGGUUGACAGGAUGUCAAGGAGAGUUAGAUACCCACUUACAGAGACUUCCAGGAUAUUAUAAAUGGAUCAUUGAGAAGGAAAGCAGAUCUUAUAUCGAAGCCUUUCAGGAGCAAAAGGACAAUCUUGUCUAUCUAACAGCUGAUUCAGAAACUACAUUAGAGGAGAUUGAUCAGAAGAAAAUCUAUAUUAUUGGUGGGUUAGUUGAUCGGAACCGUUGGAAAGGGGUAACUAUGAAAAAAGCAAAUGAACAAGGGAUUCACUCUGCAAAGUUGCCAAUUGGAAACUACUUAAAGAUGUCAAGCUCGCAGGUUCUUACAGUCAACCAAGUGUUUGAGAUACUGCUGAAAUUUAUAGAAACGAAGGACUGGAAAGAUGCAUUCUUUCAGGUAAUUCCCCAAAGAAAAAGAGGUGAACUUGAAGCUCAAACCUAUGAAGGUGAAGAUGAUGAAACUUUAGCCACUGCAAUAGGAAAAUUAAGUGAAGAUGAAGUGGAACUAGAAUCUGCAGAAGAAGAUGGUAUUGUCUUAAAAAAACCACGUACUAUCGAAGCCGAAGUUGCUGCAACAACAGAUGGAGUUGAUCAGCAGCAGUAAGUUUCAAAGGUGAGGGAAAACAGAAAAGCACCACAGAAGUCGCCAAUGUUGUGAGAAGUAACCAUCAAAAACACCACUUAGUGUUGUCUUCCAGUUUCCCAAGAACGUUUUUGUGUAGUUUGCAGGUUUCAGACAUUGACCUUGUAAUGCAGGAUGCAUUUCGGUCUAUAUGCUUCAUCAUAUCUAAUAGAAGAGUAGUUAUCUUAAGAGUUGAUUUGUUUCAUUCGCUUUAAUUAAAGGAUAAUCUUCAGGCAUGGACCUUGACCUGGAUAA
Molecule: messenger RNA, 1391 nt
Organism: Musa acuminata subsp. malaccensis (wild Malaysian banana)
Lineage: Eukaryota; Viridiplantae; Streptophyta; Magnoliopsida; Zingiberales; Musaceae
Product: tRNA (guanine(9)-N1)-methyltransferase
Biological process (GO): tRNA N1-guanine methylation
Cellular component (GO): nucleus
Molecular function (GO): tRNA binding
Source: RefSeq, a predicted model, not a curated record